Molecule: messenger RNA, 3088 nt
Organism: Hippoglossus stenolepis (Pacific halibut)
Lineage: Eukaryota; Metazoa; Chordata; Actinopteri; Pleuronectiformes; Pleuronectidae
Gene: tmem229a
Product: transmembrane protein 229A
Exons: 1
Coding region: 183-1244 (353 amino acids)
Source: RefSeq, a predicted model, not a curated record
AGACGCGGAAAAUUCCAAAUUACAAUUUUCCUGCAAGCACGUGAACGCAGCAUCAGUCACCACAGUAGCGGGUGAUGCCUUCAGGCGCAGCUCGGUCGUCAGAGUGCUGGUGCAGCGGAACACAACAGAGAACAAUGUGGAGCCGGAGAACAGCUGGAUCUCUCCACACACGCUGACCGACCAUGGCCGGUGCUCGCAGCCGCUGCUCGCAGCCGGUGCAGACGGCGCAGACGCCAAGCCGGGAAGAACCGUCCGGGGAGACCGGGGACGCGGCGGGGUCGCUGCGGGAGCUGCCGCGAUGGAUGCGGCUGUACUUGUACGGGAUGCACGGCAUGACCCUGGACGUGCUGCUGUCCUCGCUGCACGGGGUCUGGAACCAUCGCGACCUCAAACUGCUGGGCUUCUCCUCCCCGUACCUGUGCGUCGUGCACGCACUGAGCCACUUCGCGCUGGAGAAGGUGUACGCGCAGAAGAGGAGCUUCCGAGGUCGGCCUGUGGUGUUUCAUCUGGUUUUCUAUCCGUCCAUCUACAUCGGGCUGCAGCUCCUCAUCGGCAACUUGAGCACGCUGAGCGAGCAGGUGAGGGUGGUGUCCGGGACCCAGCUGGCUGUGCACUACGUCCUGGCUCUGUACUUCAGCCAGGUGUUCCACAGAUGGGUGUCCAGGCUGAGGUAUCGCUCCUCGGGCACCGCCGACCUCCUGAGCCCGGGGGACAGGGGUGACGCGCGGCCUCAUGCGCCCCAGGGUCUCCCCGGCUUUGUGCGCUUCUUCUUCUUCGGGAUGCAGGGCUUGCUGGACGAGGUGCUCUUCACCUCCAUUUUCAACCUGGUGGAGAAGUCGGACCGGACCCUGAGCGGCCACACGUCCGUGUGGUCCUUCCUGAUGUACGGCAGCUGCAGCUUCGUGGUGGAGAAGCUCUACCUGCACCUGCACUUCAGCAGGGGGUGGAGGACGUGGCAGCGGCUCCCCAUCUACGUCUGCUUCAUCUACACCUGGGAGUUCUGCUGGGGCCUGGUCCUCAGGGAGUUUGACGCCUGCUCGUGGGAUUACUCCCACUACCCCUACAACCUCAUGGGGCUCAUCACCAUGCUCUACCUGCCCGGCUGGGUCUGCCUCAGUCUGUACCAGGACAUCCUGUCCAAUGUCCUGCUGAGGGUCAAAGUGUGCACCAAAGAUGGGAAUGACUUGGGUGAGGAGAGCAAAGAGGUCAAUGGAGAGCUGGACAACAAGAAAAAAAUACUUUAAUAUUUUCUUUUAGAAGUUUUAAUCCUUACUUUUCUGACCCACAUCCUACUGACGAACAAUUAUUUAUUCUAACAGAAAGUUAACAGGGCUUAUAUUUAUUACUCAAAACUUAAUGAAUGAGAAAAAAGUUAGAGUUUAGGUAAAGUAUGUUAUAAUGUGGGACCAGGCUUGGCUUCAACUCAAACCUUGAGUUAUUUAUGUGUUACCGUGACAACAGAUGCUGAGAUUCUCAAAGUUGGGAUUCGGGAAUGAGGACAAAUGUGAAGAUGGGACAUAUAAGGCCUGAUAUUUCUGGGUCCAUUUCUGAGGAUAAAAACACUGGAGCCUGUUUUUAACAUGUUUAAAUUCACUUUACUGCCAUUUUUACCUGUCUGACGUGACCUGUGGUUUUAAUAUUAAGCUGUUUCACAACUUUGAAAGUGUGAAUAUUUUUAAAUAACUGUGGUGGUAGACUAGCUUGGGUCAGAUUAUAUGCACUGGCAUGCUUUAACUGUAGCUGAAAUCUGCAUGCUAUAACACAAAGAAGUAGAAAUACACUUUUAGUUGUAUAAUUUAAAACUCACAUAGUUCCAACAAGAGGAUUGUUUCCAUUUGCCCCAUUUUCUUUUAUUCCAAUAGUGGGUUUGUGAAUGUUUAACAGAUUUUAUUGCUUUAUGAGUGUACUAGAGUGACGCAUGGCCACUCUUAGCACAUAGAGAUAAACCCAUGAGUAGCAAUGAGAAAACCUGUAGCUGAGCGGAGACGAGGGGCCGAGUGAGAUGUUACUGUGAAUCUUUCAUGAACCAAACGUGACUUUGCUGCAGUGCCUUCCUCUGCAAACCGAGUCGGCUGCACUCAAACUGACCAAGUGUCUCACAGGUCUCCGUCUGUUCCACAGUUCUACCUGUUUCUAAGGAAAAGAGCAUGAACUAUAACCAAUGUCAAUACAAGUGAUGUUUAAAUUCGAACAUCGCUACGUCCUUAAACUAAAGAGUUUCUUUUUUAUAAGUCCGAGCAUAACCGAAUCAAAUUAAUGCCGAAGCACUUUGACUGAGCAAGUUUAUCUCCAACUGACGGAUUUGUACAUUUCAUAUAAUCUCCGUCAAUCAGCGUCAGUGCUGACAUUUAAAUCUAUCUCACAGAGGAAAACAUUUAAUACAAAUAUAUAUUGAUCAACUUAUCUUGAAGUAGAUAUCACUCGGGAGUUCAGGGGGAACACAUUUUACUGAAGCUGUUUUGAAACCUGACUUUACAGUGGUCUUUAGUCUAAUGAGCACUGUGAAUAAACAUAACCUUGCCAUGUAUGAAGCUGCCUUUUAAUACAAUUGUGUAUAAUGAGGUUGCAGGUUGUUCUCAAUACAACUCUAGAUGUAGGUCAUUUCUAUUGACUUACUGUGGGGAUGUCUUAACCUUUUCCUAACGUUGAAGGUUUUUGAUUUACCAUACAAAGUUGUUUUGAGAGUUUGAUCAUCCAUCUGUCGUAAAACAUUCCAUUUCAGUGCUAAAUAUAAUAAAAGGUGUAUGGCCUUCUACACUCUGGAAUGUCAUUCAAAAUUAUCAGGCAAUCAUUGAAAUUUAUUAGAAUUAUUCACUUUGGAUUCUUAGAAUGAAUUUUUAUCUGUUAACAAUUCCUUUUAUCGUCACAUGAGCGAGUGGCAUUGACCUUUUUAUAUCCUAAAGAUUUUCAAUGGUCAAAUAACUGUAAUUCAAAUUUUCCUUCUGUGUUGUGUGAUUCACAGAUUAUUUUUAAAAAGUCAAAGUGCUUUUAGAAAACGGUUGGAAUAGAAAUGGAAAGUAAAGAUGGCUGACUUCCAAUGGCAUGUACUCUAUGACUCACACUUUCAAUUAAACAUUCUUUUCUGCAA